AUGGAUCAGAAGGAGACGGAGGAGCAGCGCCAAAUGCGGCGUGUCGCAUUCUUCGCUGUCGUCAUCUCCACCGCAGCAGUUAUCGCCAGUGUCGUGACGUUGCCGAUGCUCUACAGCUAUGUGCAGUCUUUCCAAAGUCAUCUAAUUGUUGAGACCGAAUAUUGCAAGACCAGAGCUCGAGAUAUGUGGGUGGAAAUGCAGGUUUUGCACAAGGCGGGAGUUCCUCGCUCAAAAAGAGAGGCCACUGGAACCUGGCUUUUCGGACAAUUUGUCCCCGAUGGUGGCUCCGGAGGUGGUGGUGCUUACGUCGGUGCAGGUAGAGGUGGUGGCGGCGGUGGUAGCGGCGGUGGUGGUUAUGGCAGUGGUGCUGCUGGAGCUGUUUCCGCCGACGUUGGACCAACAUGCUGUCCCUGCCAACAAGGACCUGCUGGACCACCUGGGCCACCUGGAGAUGAAGGGCCCCACGGAAACGACGGUCAGCAUGGCCUUCCCGGAGCACCCGGCAAAGAAGGCUCUGUCCUCUCUUCCGCCUUGCCUCCAGCCGAACCAUGCAUUAUUUGCCCUCAGGGAGCCCAAGGAGCCGUAGGAAUGCAAGGACCCAAAGGACCACCAGGACCUAAGGGCAAGUCUAUCGAGCGCGCCCCUGAUGGCAAACCUGGAGAGCCAGGCUUGAUCGGACCUCCCGGACCACCCGGAACAGUUGGAGAACCAGGACCUCCGGGACCAAAUGGUCAACCCGGACGUGUUAUCCAGGUGAAUGGACCUGCUGGACCUGCUGGAGAACCUGGACCUAAGGGACCACCAGGACCAAGAGGAGUUCCAGGAAUUGAUGGAACAAAUGACGUCGGUGAACAAGGAGAUGCUGGUGACGCUGGCGCACCAGGACCCCCUGGAGGACCAGGACCACAAGGACCUAGUGGACCUCCUGGACCAACUGGACCCCCUGGAGGACCAGGACCACAAGGACCUAGUGGACCUCCUGGACCAACUGGUGAGGAAGGCGGUUGCGACCAUUGCCCUGAGCCACGCACACCACCUGGCUAUUAA
This is a messenger RNA of Strongylus vulgaris, 1047 nucleotides long. The record is from the annotation of a GenBank genome assembly. Lineage: Eukaryota; Metazoa; Nematoda; Chromadorea; Rhabditida; Strongylidae.